UCAGAAUAGAGAGGGGUUUUAUGCCCUUUCCAUUCAGUUGGUGUUGUGUUUGCUGCGCUGCUCUCGGUUGUGGUGCAAACUAGCUCAUAGAUAACGCUGACUGUUGGAGUUCACACAGUCGUCUGGCCUGUUUUACUGAGCGGCAUUUGUGUCCGACUGCGCUUCCGCCAUGUUGAUCUGAUUCAAGUUGUGACUGCUGGAACUGAAGUGACAAGCCCCAGACAUCGGACUAACGUUAGAGAGAGUUAGGGGGCUGUUACCGCGCCGGUGACGCAGGAAAAACACCCAGAAGCAGAGGGGAAAACGUAGGAAUUAGAUCUUUCUAGUAACAGAUUUUGGGUCCUGCGAAACUGUCCCUGAUAUAGGCCACGUUUAUGUAAUAUACGACAUCGUUCAAUGCUGGACGUAGCCCGUGAAUAGAGGGGGAAGUCAUAUCAAAUUCCUGGUUAUGCAAUGGUCUCAGCGGCACAUCCAGAUCUCCAGGUGCUUGUGUCCCUCUCUCGUGUGUUCGGGCUCUCUUCCCUCUGCUCUACAGCUGAGGUGGCUGUGAUUUCCCUCCUGGCCAGCGCUCCCUAAGAGGCCAAGAUUGCCAAGAUCUGCCCUGUGGCGAGCAUGACAGCCACCACGCGUGGCUCUCCGGUGGGGGGCAAUGACAGUCAGGGCCAGGGCCAGGCACCUGAUGCUCAGAGCCAACCCCCCCUGCCACAGAACCAGACAUCAUCCCCGAACUCAUCUAAUGAGAACUCUCCAGUAAGCCCACCAGAUGAGCAGGGCCAAGGGGAUGGCCCCCCUCAGCUGGAAGAGGAGGAGCCCGCCUUCCCUCACACUGACCUAGCCAAGCUGGAUGAUAUGAUCAACAGGCCUCGUUGGGUCGUUCCAGUUUUGCCAAAAGGAGAGUUAGAAGUCCUCUUGGAAGCUGCUAUUGACCUGAGUAAAAAAGGACUGGAUGUAAAGUGUGAGGCAUGUCAGAGGUUUUUCCGAGAUGGUCUGACCAUCUCCUUUACAAAGAUCCUGACAGACGAGGCGGUCAGUGGCUGGAAGUUUGAGAUUCAUAGGUGUAUCAUCAAUAACACACACCGGUUGGUGGAGCUGUGUGUGGCCAAGCUCUCUCAGGACUGGUUCCCUCUACUGGAGCUGCUGGCCAUGGCCACCAACCCUCACUGCAAGUUCCACAUUUACAACGGCACACGGCCCUCUGAGACUGUCCCCGCUGGAGCACAGCUGGCUGACGAUGAGCUCUUCGCCCGACCACCAGACCCACGCUCUCCUAAGGGCUGGUUGGUGGACUUAAUAAACAAAUUUGGCACGUUAAACGGGUUUCAAAUGUUGCACGAUCGCUUCAUGAGCGGCCAAGCACUGAACGUCCAGAUCAUCGCUGCACUUAUCAAGCCUUUUGGCCAGUGUUACGAGUUCCUCACAUUGCACACGGUAAAGAAGUACUUCCUUCCAGUCAUCGAAAUGGUUCCCCAGUUUCUAGAGAAUCUUACAGAUGAGGAGCUAAAGAAAGAGGCCAAGAAUGAAGCCAAAAACGACGCACUGUCCAUGAUAAUCAAGUCUCUGAAGAAUCUGGCUUCUCGUGUACCAGGGCAGGAGGAGACCGUGAAGAAUUUAGAGAUUUUUAGAUUAAAAAUGAUUCUUAGGUUAUUGCAAAUUUCUUCUUUUAACGGCAAAAUGAAUGCACUAAAUGAAGUUAACAAGGUGAUCUCCAGUGUGUCCUACUACACUCAUCGGCAUAACCCUGAAGAGGAGGAGUGGCUGACUGCAGAGCGCAUGGCGGAGUGGAUCCAGCAGAACCACAUCCUGUCCAUUGUGCUGAGGGACAGUUUGCACCAGCCGCAGUACGUAGAGAAACUGGAGAAGAUCCUUCGCUUCGUUAUCAAAGAAAAAGCUCUUACAAUGCAGGAUCUGGACAACAUCUGGGCGGCACAGGCUGGUAAGCAUGAGGCCAUUGUGAAGAAUGUCCAUGACCUCCUGGCCAAGCUGGCAUGGGACUUCUCACCUGAGCAGCUCGAUCACCUUUUUGACUGUUUCAAGUCAAGCUGGACCAAUGCCAGCAAGAAGCAGCGUGAAAAACUGCUGGAACUUAUCCGGCGCUUGGCUGAGGAUGAUAAGGAUGGGGUGAUGGCCCACAAGGUCCUCAACCUGCUGUGGAACCUGGCACACAGUGAUGAUGUGCCUGUAGACAUCAUGGACCAGGCUCUUAGUGCUCACAUCAAAAUAUUAGAUUACAGUUGUUCACAGGACAGAGACACACAGAAGAUUCAGUGGAUAGAUCGCUUCAUAGAGGAGCUACGAACCAAUGACAAAUGGGUGAUCCCUGCCCUGAAGCAAAUAAGAGAAAUCUGUAGCCUCUUUGGAGAAGCCCCUCAAAACCUUAGAAAGAAAAUGAAAAUGCCAAUUAACAUACAAACGAACUUAGUGGGGUUCCUGCUAAAAGAUGGCCAGCUGUGGCUAUGUGCCCCUCAGGCCAAGCAGAUCUGGAAGUGUCUGGCUGAGAACGCAGUGUUUCUGUGUGACCGUGAGGCCUGCUUCAAAUGGUACUCCAAGCUGAUGGGUGAUGAACCAGACCUGGACCCAGACAUCAAUAAGGACUUUUUUGAGAACAACGUUCUGCAGUUGGACCCAUCUCUGCUGACAGAGAAUGGCAUGAAAUGCUUUGAGAGGUUCUUUAAGGCUGUCAACUGCAGGGAAGGCAAGCUGGUGGCAAAGCGCAGGGCCUAUAUGAUGGAUGACCUGGAAUUAAUAGGCUUGGACUACCUCUGGAGGGUGGUAAUUCAAGGAAGUGAUGACAUCGCCAGCCGAGCUAUAGACCUGCUGAAAGAGAUCUACACCAACCUCGGACCAAAACUGCAAGUCAAUCAGGUUGAAAUUCAUGAAGAUUUCAUCCAGUCAUGUUUUGACCGUCUGAAGGCGUCCUAUGACACCCUGUGCGUGUUGGAUGGAGACAAAGACAGCAUCAACUGCGCCCGUCAGGAGGCUAUCCGCAUGGUGCGAGUUCUCACUGUGCUCAAAGAGUACAUCAAUGAGUGUGACAGUGACUACCAUGAGGAGAGGACUAUACUGCCUAUGUCAAGAGCUUUCCGCGGGAAGCAUAUCACAUUGAUCGUCCGUUUCCCCAACCAGGGGCGUCAGGUAGAUGACUUGGAUAUCUGGUCACACACUAAUGAUACAAUCGGCUCGGUUCGGCGUGGCAUCCUCAACAGGAUCAAAGCUAAUGCUGCACAUACCAAGAUUGAGCUCUUCAUUGGUGGGGAGGUUGUUGAUCCAGCUGAUGACAGGAAGCUGAUUGGACAGCUCAAUUUAAAGGACAAAACGCUGAUCACGGCCAAGCUGACCCAGGUGAGUGCCAACAUGCCUUCAAGCCCAGACAGCUCUUCUGACUCAUCCACUGGCUCUCCGGGUAACCACGGCAACCACUACAGCGAUGGGCCUAACCCUGAGGUGGAGAGCUGUCUUCCUGGUGUGAUUAUGUCGCUGCAUCUGCGCUACAUCUCCUUCCUGUGGCAGGUGGCUGACCUGGGCUGCAACCUCAACAUGCCACUGCUUAGAGACGGAGCUCGAGUUUUAAUGAAACUCAUGCCCCCAGAUAACACUACUGUAGAGAAUCUGCGAGCUGUGUGUCUGGACCACGCCAAGCUUGGUGAGAACAGCCUCAGUCCUUCACUGGACUCGCGCUUCUUCGGCCCCUCACCCUCACAAGUGCUCUACCUCAUCGAGGUUGUUUAUGCUUUGCUGAUGCCAGCCAGUGCAACUCUGGGCGAAGACGCCAGUGACUUCCAGUACAACUUCUUGAAGAGUGGUGGACUGCCCCUGGUGUUGAGCAUGCUCACCAGGAACAACUUUCUCCCAUCGGCAGACAUGGAGACACGGCGUGGGGCUUACCUCAAUGCACUUAAGAUCGCCAAGCUCCUCCUUACUGCUGUAGGCUUUGGGCAUGUGAAGGCUGUGGCUGAGGCCUGCCAACCCAACGCUGAGGGAAAUAUACCUGUCUCACCGAUUAAUCAGGCCACUCAUGACCAAGCCCUGGUCCUCCAGAGUGCCCUGCAAAAUAUCCCUAACCCUGCCUCAGAAUGCAUGCUGCGCAAUGUAGCCAUCCGCCUGGCCCAGCAGAUCUCUGAUGAGGUAACAGAAAAUAAUUUCUUCCAGGCAUCGAAGUACAUCCCAGACAUCUGUGUGAUCCGAGCAGUACAGAAAAUAGUGUGGGCAUCAGGCUGUGGUACAGUGCAGCUCGUCUUCAGUUCAAAUGAAGAAAUCAGCAAGAUAUAUGAGAAGACAAAUGCAGCUAAGGAGCCAGAUGGGGAAGAUGAGCAGGUGUGUUGCGAGGCCCUGGAGGUGAUGACACUGUGUUUUGCCCUCAUGCCCACUGCUCUGGACACUCUCAGUAAGGAGAAGGCUUGGCAGACCUUCAUCAUAGACUUGCUGCUACACUGCCACAGCAAAUCUGUGCGUCAAAUGGCCCAGGAGCAGUUUUUCCUGAUGGCAACUAGGUGCUGUAUGGGCCAUCGACCCCUCCUUUUCUUUAUCACCCUUCUCUUCACUGUGCUGGGGAGUACAGCCAAGGAGCGAGCCAAACAUGCUGGAGACUACUUCACUUUACUCAGACAUCUUCUGAACUAUGCCUAUAACAGCAACAUCAACCUGCCAAAUGCUGAGGUCCUGCUCAACAAUGAGAUUGACUGGCUGAAGCGGAUAAGGGAUGAGGUAAAGAGGACAGGGGAGACCGGUGUGGAGGAGACCAUCCUGGAGGGCCACCUUGGGGUUACCAAAGAGCUUCUAGCCUUCCAAACACCAGAGAAGAAGUAUUACAUUGGCUGCGAGAAAGGGGGAGCCAACCUCAUUAAGGAGCUGAUUGACGACUUCAUCUUCCCAGCAUCUAAUGUGUACCUGCAGUACAUGAAAAGUGGGGAGUUCCCCACAGAGCAGGCCAUCCCUGUGUGCAGCACCCCUGCUUCUAUCAACGCUGGCUUUGAGCUCCUGGUAGCACUGGCUGUUGGAUGUGUUCGCAACCUCAAGCAAAUAGUCGACACCCUGACUGACAUGUACUACUUAGGUUGCGAGACACUGACAGAGUGGGAGUACUUGCCUCCGGUGGGGCCACGCCCCAACAAAGGCUUUGUAGGUUUGAAGAAUGCCGGGGCCACAUGUUAUAUGAACUCUGUCAUUCAGCAGCUGUACAUGAUUCCUCCAAUCCGCAAUGGCAUCCUGGCCAUUGAGGGGACAGGCACUGAUGUGGAUGAUGACAUGUCAGGAGAUGAGAAGCAGGAGAAUGAGAGUAACGUAGAUCCUCGUGAUGAGGUGUUCAGCUACCACCAUCAGUUUGACGAUAAACCCUCCAGUAAGUCAGAGGACAGGAAAGAGUACAACAUUGGAGUACUACGUCACCUACAGGUCAUUUUUGGACAUCUGGCUGCGUCCAGACUUCAGUACUAUGUCCCUAGGGGAUUCUGGAAACAGUUCAGAUUAUGGGGUGAGCCAGUGAACUUGCGGGAGCAGCAUGAUGCUCUGGAGUUUUUUAACUCUUUGGUGGACAGUCUCGAUGAAGCUUUGAAAGCCCUGGGCCACCCCGCCAUGCUGAGCAGGGUGCUGGGAGGGUCCUUCGCUGACCAGAAGAUCUGUCAGGGAUGCCCCCACAGGUAUGAGUGUGAGGAGUCGUUCACAACACUCAAUGUUGAUAUCAGAAACCACCAGAACCUGUUGGACUCCAUGGAGCAGUAUGUCAAAGGAGAUCUGCUUGAGGGAGCCAAUGCCUACCACUGUGAGAAGUGUAAUAAGAAGGUGGACACAGUGAAGCGCCUGCUGAUAAAGAAGCUGCCACCUGUCCUGGCCAUCCAGCUGAAGCGCUUUGACUAUGACUGGGAGAGGGAGUGUGCCAUCAAGUUCAAUGACUACUUUGAGUUCCCCAGGGAGCUGGACAUGGAGCCGUACACGGUAGCUGGUGUGGCCAAGCUAGAGGGCGAUGACGUCAACCCGGAGAACCAGGUGAUCCAACAGAAUGAGCCCUCUGAACCCACACCUCCCGGAAGUUCCAAGUAUCGUCUGGUGGGAGUGCUGGUCCACUCAGGCCAGGCCAGUGGCGGGCACUACUAUUCCUACAUAAUCCAGAGGAACGGAGGUGAUGGGGAGAAGAACCGCUGGUAUAAGUUUGAUGAUGGUGAUGUGACUGAGUGCAAGAUGGACGAUGAGGAGGAGAUGAAGAACCAGUGCUUUGGAGGGGAAUACAUGGGCGAGGUGUUCGAUCACAUGAUGAAAAGGAUGUCGUACCGGAGGCAGAAGCGCUGGUGGAAUGCCUACAUCCUAUUCUAUGAGCGUAUGGACUCUUUGGACAAGGACAGCGAGCUUGUCAAAUACAUCUCGGAGUUGACCAUCUCCUCCACCAAGCCGCAUCAGGUCAAGAUGCCUGGUGUCAUCGAGUGCAGCGUCCGCAAGCAGAACGUCCAAUUCAUGCACAACCGAAUGCAAUACAGCCUGGAAUAUUUCCAGUUCAUUAAGAAACUUCUGACCUGUAACAGUGUCUAUUUAAACCCUCCUCCAGGACAAGACCAUCUUCUGCCAGAGGCAGAGGAGAUUGCUAUGAUAAGUGCUCAGCUGGCUGCUAGGUUCCUCUUCAGCACAGGGUUUCACACCAAGAAAGUAGUACGAGGUCCUGCCAGUGACUGGUAUGACGCCCUCUGCAUCCUGCUGAGACACAGUAAGAAUGUACGCUAUUGGUUUGCACACAAAGUCCUGUUUGCUUACCCUAACCGGUUCUCAGAGUACCUGCUUGAGUGCCCGAGCGCUGAGGUCCGUGGUGCAUUUGCCAAGCUCAUUGUCUUCAUUGCUCACUUCUCCCUGCAAGACGGCCCAUGCCCCUCCCCCACUGCCUCGCCUGGACCCUCUACUCAGGGCUGUGAUAACCUCAGUCUAAGUGACCACCUGUUGAGAGCUGUGCUCAACCUGCUCAGAAGAGAGGUUUCUGAACACGGCCGUCACCUGCAGCAGUACUUUAACCUCUUUGUCAUGUAUGCCAAUCUGGGCCUGGCAGAAAAGACCCAGCUGUUGAAGCUGAAUGUCCCUGCCACUUUCAUGUUGGUCGCUUUGGACGAGGGUCCCGGCCCUCCCAUUAAGUAUCAGUACGCUGAGCUGGGCAAGCUCUACACUGUAGUCUCCCAGCUGGUCCGUUGCUGCGACGUCUCCUCACGCAUGCAGUCCUCAAUCAAUGGUAACCCUCCUCUCCCUAACCCGUAUGGUGACCCCAACCUGACGGCCCCAGUGAUGCCUGUGCAACAGCUGGUAGCAGAAAUCCUGUUUGUGAGGACUAGUUACGUGAAGAAGAUAAUCGAGGACUGCAGCAACUCUGAGGAGACGGUGAAGCUGCUUCGCUUCAGCUGCUGGGAGAACCCUCAGUUCUCCUCCACUGUGCUCAGUGAGCUGCUCUGGCAGGUGGCGUACUCCUACACCUAUGAGCUGAGGCCUUACCUGGACUUGCUGCUACAGAUCCUACUCAUCGAGGACUCCUGGCAGACACACCGGAUCCACAAUGUGCUGAAGGGCAUUCCCGAUGACAGAGAUGGGCUCUUUGACACCAUCCAGCGCUCCAAGAACCACUACCAGAAAAGAGCCUACCAGUGCAUUAAGUGCAUGGUGGCCCUCUUCAGCAACUGCUCCGUGGCCUACCAGAUCCUCCAGAGUAAUGGUGACCUGAAAAGAAAGUGGACGUGGGCAGUGGAGUGGUUAGGGGACGAGCUGGAGAGGAGGCCAUACACGGGGAACCCCCAGUACACCUACAACAACUGGUCCCCUCCGGUUCAGAGCAAUGAGACCUCCAACGGCUAUUUCCUGGAGCGUUCGCACAGCGCACGUAUGACCCUUGCCAAGGCUUGUGAACUUUGUCCCGAGGAGCUCAAGUGUACUCAGGGAAGCCCAGGGAAGGAGCCAGAUGAACAGGAAGCACCUGAUGAUCAAGACUCUUCCCCACCCGAAGACACCUCUCUGUACCCCCACUCUCCUGGAACCACACAAUUUCAGCAGAACAACCACCCCCAUGGGCAGCCGUACACCGGGCCGGCUGCUCAGCACAUGAACAACCCUCAGCGUCCUGGUCCUGCGUCUGCCCCGACUCCAGGACCGACCCAGACCACCACCACCCCAGGCCCUGGUCCCACUCCUGGCCCGGGCCCGCGAGCACAAGAGAACUGGGAGAGCACCGAGGACGUCGCCCCUGCCACCGCCCCCGCCCCGACCCCUGCCCCGACCCCUGCCCCAGCCCCCGCGCCCACCACCUCUACUACCCCAACGCCUGCCCCACCUAAGGAGUAACGCCCCCCUAGCCCUCUGCUGUGCCUCGAGCCUCCAUCGUCCCGCUCUCCUUCCUCUCAUCCUUCGGUCAACAGAGCUCCUCGUCGGGCCUCUGUCUCUCUCUCUCUACUUCUCUCUGGCCCCAGGGCAGGGCAGAGCCAGGCCUCCCAUCCCCUCUCCUGGCCACUUCUCUCCCCCGUCGGCCUGUGGGAGGCGCUCUUCCCUGGCCUGGGGCUUCCUGACCGUGUGACAGGGCCCUACUGGCGGCUGCAGAGGCGAGGGAGUGGACAAGAGUUCUAAUAAAGAAAAACAAAUUCACCCAGAGCUGACGAUGCUGAUGUGCUUGUCUACACGACGAAAAAGGUGUACAUAGUACGUUAAUGUUUUUGACUGUUCAGAUCCCCGAGUAGCAUAACUCUGUGUUUGCUGUUGGGAGAUGUUGCAGAUAUUAUGAAAAACAAAAUGGAAAUUAUAAAUAAGAAAAAUGCCCAAAAAAAAAAACCAACUGUAAGAAGACAACAACUCCUCUUUGUUUUAUCACCCAUGCUCAGCAGUAAAGUUUGUUCUACCAUCGGACGGUUACUGGUCAUUCAACUGUAGAAGGAUGCAUUGUUAUUAUCAUAAUUAUAUUAUUAUUCUUAAGCUCCUUGGCAACCUUAUGACCCAUGCCAAAUCAACUCACGAGCUGUGGUUGGUUUUAGUGUGAGAUAUGGAAUGGUUGGGUGGACUUUUACGGUGUUUGGUUGAUGUGAAAAAGCAGUGAUGCAACAUUGUUCUGAAACUCAUUGCCUUUCUUUUUCUUUUUUUUUUUUGUUCUGGUAAUUAAUUCAAUCCUUUUUGAAGCUCUAUUUAAUAUGCUGUAACAUUUAGCAUGGCUUCUCACCAGAAUAGUGUAGCCCAAGGGAAGACUUGUGAUCAUAACAACCUAAAGCUGUUCUUAAUCCACAUCUCCAGAGGGGUGUUGUUACCCUUAGGUUUUUUUUUUUUCUUUGUUUUUUUUCUACUCAUCUACCCUAUCUACAAUGAGGGCGAUAUUUUGAACCAAUGUAUGAAUAAGUGGCUUUUCAAUUGCACAUUAUAAUCCUCCAACUUCAACAUUUGGCAGUCAGUUUUGGUGGGAUAGACAGCUUAGCUUUCAUCUUAAGGAAUUCUGAAAAAUGAAACACAUAUGCAACAGAAUCGCUGCACUGGGUUAUCUGGUGUAAAAUAGACUGCGUGGUUUGCUUCGGUCUCUUCAAUAGAGCCUAGUCGUAGACAGACUUGUUGCCCAUCGGCUUCCUUUCUGCCGUGGAGCCGGUCAGGUUUGGCGUCUUGGCUGUGUUUCGGGAUGAAGUAAGCAGCAGUGAGACCCUCACCCUGUCGCUCUACGGAGUAUAGGUUCCACAGCAGGGUUGUACCGCAAGAAUAGCAGCUGGUUAGUCAUGUUGCAACUUGAGCUAACUUGUAAUUCUGUAGGAGUAAAAGGUAAACAUCAGUAAAUACUGUAUUUAAUUGGUAACUUGAAUGCAUGUAUUUUUUGAAUUAUUAUUUUUUUUUUUUUUGUCUAAAACAUACCAAAUACUCCUGCAAAUGAAAAUAUUCUGCCCAUCGUAUUAUAUUUAAAUAUUUUGCUCUUAUUUUAUAGAAUUUAUUUUGUUGUAUUUCACUAAAAAAUAGAAUUUGAUUUAAGAGGAACAUUUUUGUCCUUGUGUUAUUUUUAAAGAAGAUAUUGACUGUACAGAGUUCUGCGCCCUGUUUUUUGCCGACUUUUGUUUUGGCCAUGGUGUGACGUUGAAUUCUGGAGCUACAGUCGCGAUGUGGACUUUCACUUUGUGAGGUUUUUUGUGCACAGAAAUAUAACAAAAAAAAAAAGCAUUGCGCCCUUAGCAAAUAAAGAACAUGGAAUCUUG
Molecule: messenger RNA, 10163 nt
Organism: Perca fluviatilis (European perch)
Lineage: Eukaryota; Metazoa; Chordata; Actinopteri; Perciformes; Percidae
Gene: usp9
Product: ubiquitin specific peptidase 9
Exons: 46
Coding region: 613-8295 (2560 amino acids)
Biological process (GO): protein deubiquitination; cell migration
Cellular component (GO): nucleus; cytosol
Molecular function (GO): cysteine-type endopeptidase activity; cysteine-type deubiquitinase activity
Source: RefSeq, a predicted model, not a curated record